Messenger RNA from Cokeromyces recurvatus, 2078 nucleotides. Its product is annotated as kinase-like domain-containing protein. Gene Ontology annotation, molecular function: protein serine/threonine/tyrosine kinase activity; ATP binding; protein serine/threonine kinase activity. The transcript has 9 exons. Gene Ontology annotation, biological process: protein localization to kinetochore; chromosome segregation; mitotic spindle assembly checkpoint signaling. Lineage: Eukaryota; Fungi; Mucoromycota; Mucoromycetes; Mucorales; Mucoraceae. The record is from RefSeq and is a predicted model, not a curated record. The coding region runs from base 104 to 2032 and encodes 642 amino acids. Gene Ontology annotation, cellular component: kinetochore; spindle; nucleus.
AAAAAAAAAGCUCCAUUUUUCUUUUUCAUUUUUAUAUAUACUCCCAUUUUAUAUAAUUUAACGUAAUCAAGUGUAUACCCCUAAAUCAAUAAUAAUAUAGUUAAUGGACAAUCAACCAUCUUUUCCUUAUGAAUUAUUUGUUCAACAAAACCAAGAUGAUAACAAUAACGACAAUAACAGUAAUGCUGGUGAAUUCAAUAAUAUAGAAUUUGAACGUUUAAAUAUUUUUAAACCAACAACACUUGAAGUAAUGGAUUUAUUAAAUGAAUCCGAUGCAGAAGAAGACGAUAUAAACUUUGAACAUAAGAGUACACCUAGUUAUUUUAAUCAAGAAGACGAUGAAGAUUUAAAAUUGAGUUCUGAAAAAACAACUAGUAGUUUUAGUAGUAAUCGUAGUUAUAAAAGAGAUAGUUCAGCUUUAAAAUUGGAUCAAUUUUCACCUUUAAAAAUGGAUGAAGAUUCAUUAGAAAGAAGAAAUAGUUAUAAAUCACCUUUAAGAAGACUAUCAACUUCUAGUAGUGGUACAAGCAGAAAUGUAAAAAGAAAGUUAAUGGAUUCUUCUCCAAGCCCUUCUUCAAUUCAUAUUCGAUCUUCGCCUUUAGUAAAAUCAUCACCACCAUUUGGCUAUAGUACGCCUACUAUAAGUAUGAUAUCUACACCUACUGAUGCUAGAUCUUCUGCUUCUACAGGUAGCAGUAAUGAAGGCUUAUUUCAAUAUAAAAGAGAAAGCACCUUUGAUUCACUUGAACAUAAUGUUUCUGCCUUAAAAAUUGGAAUGGAUAAUGCAGCGACAAAGAAAUAUUCACCUAUUAUACGCGAAAAUCGAAAACCAGAUUAUAUCGAUGCAAUACAACAAUCUUAUCAAUCUUCUAACGCUACUCCUGCAUCCCCAAGGCAACUUCCAUCUUCUUCUUCUUUUUCAUUUUCAUUUUCUACUACAUCUACGCCUACUCCUACGCCUACACAUUUAACAUCAACAAGGAAUAAAAGAAGAGAUAAUCAUAACUUCGCUAUACCAAAUACUACUAUAACCAAAAAUAAUCAACGCAUCUCUAAUGACUUUCCCCCUCCUCCCCCUCCUCCUCUAUUUUCACAGCAAGAAGAUAGACAAUUUCAAGUGUCAGGAACACCUACACCACCACGUAUAGGGGAACAGGUGAUUAUAAAUAAUCAUUAUUAUACUAUUUUAAAGGAUAUUGGAAAAGGAAGUUCAGGACAUGUCUUUCAAGUAGUAUCACAUACGUAUUCGCAUAUUUAUGCACUAAAAUGGAUCGAAGUGAAAAAGGAAGAAGAUAGAGAAAAUGUGAUAGAUGAAAUUAAUAUAUUACACAUAUUAAAAAGAGAAGAAAGGAUUGUUUCUCUAUUAGAUUUUUGUAUAACUGAAAAUGUCAUUUAUUUAAUUAUGGAAUUCGGUGAAGUUGAUUUGGCUCGUUUAAUUCAAAAACAGGCGAUAACAAAAUGGGACCUUAAUUUUAUAAGAUUUUAUUGGCAGCAGAUGUUAGAAUGUGUUUAUGCCAUGCAUAAUAAGAACGUUGUUCAUUCAGACUUAAAACCAGCAAAUUUUGUUGUAGUCAAAGGAUGGUUAAAGUUGAUUGAUUUUGGCAUUGCAAAGGUUAUGUCUGAUGAUACUACAAAUAUUCACCGUGAUAAUCAAGUAGGCACAAUUAAUUACAUGUCACCGGAAGCACUUUCUGACUCAAAUGAAGGUAGAGUAGGAAGGAAGAGUUUAGUAAAAUUAGGUAGACCAAGUGAUGUCUGGUCUUUAGGCUGUAUUCUUUAUCAGAUGGUAUAUGGGAAAACACCAUUUUAUGAUCUUCAGUUUGCACAAAAGAUCCUUUCUAUAAGGGACCCAACUUAUGAAAUUAAAUUUCCGGAAUUUGUAAUAGAAAAACUUGACAAAACAAGCUCUGUUGAACGCCAGAUAAAACUUCCUUCAACCCUUAUUCAACUACUAAAAAAUUGUCUAAAUCGUAAUCCUGAUUUACGACCUCCACUUACAGAACUUUUAAACCAUCCUUUUGUAAAUAAUUAAACAGUUAUAUCACGACUCUCAUUUAUAUAUAUAUAUGUGUGUGUGU